GAGGGCUGUCACUGUCGAGUCAGGCGUCAUCUCUCUUCACCCUCUCCCAGCAAAGUGGCAUUCAUCACUGGCUUCUUGCAGCUGAAGGAGAAAGGUUGGACUGGCCAGAGGUGGAAUGUUCUCCUACAGAGCCAUGUUGCUGUGGUCAGUAUGGAGUGCCAUGUUACUGCUGCCCACAGUGGAGGCUGUAGAGGAAGAGGAGGAUGUCAGAGCAGGCUGCAGUACAGCUGUAAAUGACCUGGUGUAUAUCACUGAUGGCUCAUGGAGUGUUGGUGUCUCGGACUUUGACACAGCCAAGCAGUGGCUUAUCAACAUCACCAGCCAGUUUGAUAUCAGUUCUCACUACACACAGGUGGCUGUGAUCCAAUACAGUGACACACCUCGGCUGGAGAUUCCUCUAGGGAAACAUCAGGGAGUAUCGGAGCUCAUCCAGGCCAUACGGAGCAUCACCUACCUGGGAGGAAACACACAGACUGGCAGGGCCAUCAAGUUUGCAGUGGACCAUGUGUUCUCCUCCUCCCAGCGGGGCAAUCUGGUCAAGAACCGCAUUGCUGUGGUGGUCACAGAUGGCAAAUCUCAGGAUGAUGUAGUUGAUGCCAGCAUGGAGGCUCGAGCACAGGGGAUUACUGUAUUCGCUGUGGGAGUCGGCAAUGAGAUCACCACUUCAGAGCUGAUAUCCAUUGCCAAUAAACCAUCAUCCACCUAUGUCCUGUAUGCUGAAGAUUACACCACCAUCGAUCAUAUCCGAGACUCCAUGGAGCAGAAGCUUUGCGAAGAGUCCGUUUGUCCCACACGAAUCCCGGUGGCAUCCCGUGAUGAGAAAGGUUUUGAGCUGAUGGUGGGCAUGAACAUUCAGACCAAGGCUAAGAAGAUCCCUGGCUCUCUAGUUUCUGAGACAGCCUAUGCCCUCACUGCUUCCACAGACAUCACAGAGAACACCAGGGAGAUUUUCCCAGAAGGCCUCCCUCCAUCGUAUGUAUUUGUAGCCACUCUACGCCUGACAGGGACUUCUAGCAAGCUGUCCUUUGACCUUUGGAGGGUGCUGUCAAAAGAUAAGCAGAUCCAGGCUGCAGUAACGCUGAGCGGAAAAGACAAAACUGUCACCUUCACCACGACCAGUACGACAGAAAAGGAGCAGAAAGUUGUUUUAAAAACAGGCUUUCAGGCUCUUUAUGAUGGAAAAUGGCAUCAGAUUAAAGUAUUAGUCAGGCCGCGCCAGGUCACCGGUUUCCUCGACGAUCAGCGGAUCCAGGAAGUCAUGCUGAAGCCAGUGGAGCCAAUUUACAUCAACGGGGAAACACAGGUGUCUAAGCGGCGAGGAUCAGACAUCACCGUACCUGUGGAGAUUCAGAAGCUGCGUCUGUACUGUGAUCCUCAUCAGAGCGAGAGAGAAACAGCUUGUGAAAUCUACUCUGUGGAUGAUGAAAGGUGUCCUCUGAAUCGAACCGCCACGGUGGAAGAAGAAGACUGUAAUUGUGUAGUCGGCCCACCUGGGCAGCAGGGCCCACCGGGACGCAUGGGUUUACAAGGUGAGAGAGGGACAGAAGGGCCACCAGGGCCUGAUGGUGAGCCUGGUAAAGAAGGAAAACCUGGUGAUCCUGGCCCCCAAGGAUUACCAGGAAUGAAGGGUGAAGCAGGUCCACCAGGACCAAGAGGAGCACCUGGUCUUAAAGGAACAAAGGGAGACAGAGGAGAACCAGGCUUAACAGGACAACCAGGUCCUCCAGGACCUGAGGGUGUUCCUGGUGAGAGAGGAGAGCCGGGACCUUCAGGAGAAGUUGGACCAAUGGGGGAGCCUGGACUUCCGGGCAGUGAUGGAUUGGUUGGGCCUGCAGGACCGCAGGGAAAGAAAGGUGAUACUGGGCCGACUGGUGCGGCUGGAGCUCAAGGUGCCCCGGGGGCCCGGGGACCUCCUGGUGAACCAGGCCUGCAGGGACCGCCGGGUGAAAAUGGGUUGCCUGGGCCACAAGGCCCGCCUGGAAUAAAGGGAACACUGGGAGCACAGGGGCCCCAGGGACCGCCUGGAGAGAUCGGCCGAGAUGGUCCCAAGGGAAACUGUGGAGAUCCUGGGGUGGCUGGUCCUGUUGGUCCACCAGGCCAGAAGGGCUCAACUGGGGAACCAGGUAUUCCAGGGCUGCCAAGUGCCAUGGGUCUGCCAGGGUUCAAAGGCCAUAAGGGAGACAGAGGAGAGGCUGGGUCUAAAGGAACACAGGGGGAGCGAGGCAGUGACGGAGCUCCUGGGAGUCCUGGUGUGCCUGGCGAAGUGGGACCCAGGGGAUGGAAAGGAGAGAAAGGAGUGACAGGUGAUAUGGGCUUCAGAGGGCCUGGUGGAAAGAAAGGUGACAUGGGCCACAUGGGUGUCACUGGUCCCAGGGGAUUUCCCGGCCAGGACGGAUUGCCAGGCCAACCAGGCCAACCGGGAUAUCCUGGGAAACCUGGCAAGCCUCCCUCAGAUGAACAUCUUUUAAAGCUCUGCACUGAUGUUCUGCGUAACCAGCUGCCAGCACUGCUCCAGACCCUGACUCCUCAGUCUAGGUGUGAACCCUGCCAGGGUGCGAGGGGUCCUCCAGGUGAGCCAGGAGCACCAGGACCCAAAGGCUCCAUGGGAACUCCGGGCUACCCUGGCAGAAAUGGUGCCCCCGGUUACCCAGGACCUCCUGGAAUGCAGGGCCCCGCAGGCCUCAAAGGUGACAUGGGAUCCAGAGGGUUCAAAGGCAGCAAAGGAGAGGGAUACUGGGGACCACCGGGACCACCUGGACAGCCAGGGAUUCAGGGUCCUCGUGGCUUUGAUGGAAUCGGCCAUCCGGGCAACCAGGGAAUACCAGGAAAACCGGGCCCACCGGGAGAUCCUGGUAAACGGGGUGGCCCAGGACUUCCAGGGGUUUGUGAUAUCUCUAUGUGCUAUCAGACCUACAAUCUCAGGGAACAUUACAGCAAAGGACCGAACAUCUGACGACACGGGAGAGGGAGAGAGGCUGCUUUUGACUUGACACACCCUGUAUCACUGCUGACUGCUUUAAGACAGAGAAGUCUGCUGCCAAGGCAGAUGCAACCUCAUUAGUUGAGAUAAACAGAAAUGGGCGGGGCAUUGAUU
Molecule: messenger RNA, 3094 nt
Organism: Archocentrus centrarchus (flier cichlid)
Lineage: Eukaryota; Metazoa; Chordata; Actinopteri; Cichliformes; Cichlidae
Product: collagen alpha-1(XXI) chain-like
Exons: 32
Coding region: 116-2953 (945 amino acids)
Biological process (GO): extracellular matrix organization
Molecular function (GO): extracellular matrix structural constituent conferring tensile strength
Source: RefSeq, a predicted model, not a curated record